Messenger RNA from Mobula hypostoma (lesser devil ray), 5166 nucleotides. RefSeq names its product solute carrier family 5 member 9 (gene slc5a9). The transcript is spliced from 14 exons. The coding region runs from base 175 to 2148 and encodes 657 amino acids. Gene Ontology annotation, biological process: transmembrane transport. NCBI's taxonomy places the organism in Eukaryota, Metazoa, Chordata, Chondrichthyes, Myliobatiformes, Myliobatidae. Gene Ontology annotation, molecular function: D-glucose:sodium symporter activity. Gene Ontology annotation, cellular component: plasma membrane. The record is from RefSeq and is a predicted model, not a curated record.
UUGAAUUUUGGUAUGGUCAUCCAACAAGAAGCUUAGCAGAUUAAUAAAACAAAAGUGAUUGCUACAUCUUGGCAAUGACUGUAACACCUUACUUCAAUAUGUUAAUAAUUAAAUGUGUCCAAAGUUCAAUUUCAAAAGAACACGGCUUACAAAAUUCAAUAGUGAGACUACAGAAUGGAACCGACUCCCAGAGUUUCGAGAAUAUUUGCUUUGGAGAUACCAGAUAUAAUUGUGGUUGUUAUUUACUUUGUGUUUGUUAUGUGUGUUGGAAUAUGGUCGUCUAUGAGAGCCAACCGGAACACUGUGGGAGGAUAUUUCCUUGCAGGAAAAUCUAUGACAUGGUGGCCUAUUGGGGCUUCUCUAAUGUCCAGUAAUGUUGGGAGUGGCCUGUUUAUCGGUCUGGCAGGCACUGGAGCUGCAGGAGGCAUUGCUGUUGGUGGUUUUGAAUGGAAUGCUACUUGGCUUCUUGUGGCACUUGGUUGGAUUUUUGUUCCAGUGUACAUUGCUGCUGGUGUGGUUACUAUGCCUGAAUAUUUACAGAAAAGGUUUGGAGGACAAAGAAUCCAAAUCUACAUGUCUGUAUUAUCUUUAAUCCUGUAUAUAUUUACUAAGAUAUCGACUGACAUUUUCUCUGGAGCACUUUUUAUCCAAGUCUCACUGGGUUGGAACCUCUACAUUUCUACAGUAACUCUUCUGGCAGUGACUGCCAUUUACACAAUUGCUGGUGGUUUGACCGCUGUGAUAUAUACAGAUGCCCUUCAGACUGUGAUUAUGGUGACAGGCGCACUCAUCCUUAUGUUCAUUGGUUUAAAUAAAGUUGGUUGGUAUUCAGGAUUGGAAGAAAAGUACUUUCAUGCAAUUCCUAACAUUACUGUGGCAAAUACUUCAUGUCACAUUCCACGUGCUGAUGCUUUCCACAUGUUUCGAGAUCCAGUCAAUGGUGACAUUCCUUGGCCUGGACUCAUAUUUGGACUCACAGUACUUGCCACAUGGUGUUGGUGUACUGAUCAGGUAAUCGUACAGAGAUCCCUUUCAGCAAAAACUCUUUCCCAUGCCAAGGGGGGAUCAGUUUUGGGAGGUUAUCUGAAGAUGUUGCCCAUGUUCUUCAUUGUCUGGCCUGGGAUGAUCAGCAGAGCACUGUAUCCAGAUCAGGUGGGCUGUGUGGAUCCUGAUAUUUGUGAGUCAGUCUGUGGAGCCAGAGUAGGAUGUUCAAACAUUGCAUACCCCAAGCUGGUAGUGGAACUUAUGCCUGUAGGCUUGAGGGGGCUGAUGAUAGCAGUAAUGAUGGCUGCCUUAAUGAGUUCACUCACCUCAAUAUUUAACAGCAGCAGCACGCUCUUCACCUUGGAUAUCUGGCAGAGGUUUCGCACAAACGCCACUGAACAGGAGCUAAUGAUUGUCGGCAGGGUAUUUAUUAUUUUCAUAGUUGCUGUCAGUAUAGUAUGGAUCCCCAUUAUCCAGAAAGCCAACAGUGGCCAGCUAUUUGACUACAUUCAGUCUGUUACCAGCUACUUAGCACCACCAAUCACAGCACUGUUCAUCAUGGCAGUCUUCUGGACAAGAGUCAAUGAGCCGGGUGCUUUUUGGGGAUUGAUGGUUGGGCUGAUUCUGGGUCUUGUUCGAAUGGUCAUGGAGUUUGUCUAUGGAGCGCCAUCAUGUGGUGAAGUGGAUAAAAGACCAUCAUUCCUCAAGGACGUGCACUACCUUUACUUUGCUUUGAUUCUAUGUGGAAUAAGUGCAAUUGUUAUCACUGUCGUCAGCCUACUGACACCAGCAAUCCAAGAAGAAAAUCUAAUUCGAUUAACCUGGUGGACUAGAAACAUCAAAAUUUCGACGAAAUGCUUGGAUGAUAACUGGAGCCAGCCAAAGACAAUCUCCGAGCUGAUUGACAGAAGUGCUGAAUCAUUAUCUAUCACAGAGGAUGAUGAACUGCAAGAAACAGUUGCACUUUCUUGGUGGAAGAAAACGUGUUUUUGCCUCUGUGGCCUGUCAGUACAGAAGGAGCCUGAACUCACAGAAGAAGAAAAUGAUGCCAUACGGGAACGCUUAACAAGCAUUGAAGAAGAACCCUUUUGGAAAAAUGUGUGUGAUGUAAAUGUUUUAAUCCUACUGGCAGUUAAUGUCUUCUGCUGGGGAUACUUUGGUUAAUUUUUGUCAUGUUCAUUACUUAUGGACUGGUUUUGUACCUCUUCAGUGAAUACUUGUUUGUAACAGUAGGUUAAUGGCAACAACUCCAUAAGAAUUAACUUUUCUAAUACUGACAGGUUCAAACAUUUAAGAUUACACGUAACACUUCAACUAAAUAGACACCAGCUUUCCAAGAACAAAGAUAAUUAAUUCCAGGAGUAACUCAAAUAUACUUUAAAAUAUUGUAGACAGAGCAAAAAAAAAACAAUUAUACUCAGUUCCUUUAUAUUCUUCCAGUUUAAUGUUCCAAGUUUCUUUUUUUUUACAUUUCUUGUCCUGUCUGAUCUGUUAUUUUUCUGAACACCCACUUCUUCCCAACAAAAUGCUUUAAAUAUAUUCACCACACUUUUAAAAUUAUAAUCUUAUUUGCAUGAAUGUAGCAACAGAGGAGAGUGAAGAGGACCACCUAACUGCUUUGGGGCUUACGACUUUUAAGGCUCUUCCUGAGAUGUCCCUUGAUCAAGAAAUCCCAUGUGUCCUUCUAUAUGAUGCUUGGCUCCUCUGUUCGGUGGGGGUAACUGUGGAUGUCAAACAGCUUUCUUCCGUGCUGUAAUCAGCCCACGAUCCUGUGGUGGGGUGUGAAUUUGUGUGAGGAGCCAGGGAAGUAGCCCUCGUUCUCUAGGAUCUUUCCCUCCAAGUUGUGCUGGUUAUUGAAAAUGAUUGGCAAAGGCGUCAUAUGUUCCCCCGGAAACAUAUUAUUGACCAUGAGGAGAACUUUCUUGUAUCCACAGCUAAAUGCACAUUAAGGAAAUGAGAGCCUUUCCUGCCGUUCUACUAAGUAUUAAGGGUCUCUGUGGCAUGAGAGCUGCCCUAAAUUUGGAAAGCCCGCAAUCUGAGCCUGAGCAAAUCCCAGUGCCUGGGUCCUAAUAUUUCCCGACUGAAAACUAGUUAGAGAUAGUCGUUUCACAAAAAUUACAGCCUUUAAGUGAUAAGCAUCACAGCUGCAACUGUUUGAGAAGAUCCAGUGUCGAGGAAGUUCAAGGUCUACAUGACCAUGAAAUUAUGACAUUUCCAGCAAGUGCAUCCAUGGCAUGAGUAUAGAAUAUGGCUACUUUCAUGAAUUCUUUUUGAGAAGAACUUAAGUAGUUCAAAAUUGUAGGUCUUAUUUCGGACACCAAAAACUGUCGUUUCAGAGUUUGAGAUUAAAUGAAAACUACCAGCCACUGUCCGUUGUGUCUUUGGCAUUCAUGAAGAAACAUAGCAGUGAUUGUCAGCGUAGUAGUAAAAAAGAGGUGUAUAUACCAUAUGAAAAUUAUAUAAGUAAUCUAUUGAACUAAAAUCUGCAGAUUCCAAAAACCAAAAAUAAAAACAGAAACAUGGGAGACUCUCAGCAAAUUAAUGAAGGGCUUUUGACAUGUAUUGUUAACAGCAGUUUGUUUUUGUAUCCUAUUAAGAUGGUCAAAUGUUUUUGUGACAGCCAAUCCAGGCAUAAAAUAAUCCCAUUGAAGGAAGAUACUGUAAAAUGGACUGAGAUUUUGGUUUGAUUAAAAUAACAAGUUAAUUUGAGAUGAAUUUCAAAGCAAUUCUUCCUACAUCAUUUCUACAUAAUCUUAAUGCUUCCCUACUUCCUUUUUGAAAUGUUAAAUCAUUAAAGGGUUUUGUAAGUAGUACAUUUUAUUCGUACUUCCUCUCAUUUUAAAUAACUUUUACUUUCAUACACACAAUUCUUACAAGUACUUAUCAUAACCCCAUAUUUAUUUUAGUUGGUUACACCAGUAAUUAAAAUAUUUACCAGGUUUUCCUUUACUAAUUUGGUCAUUUUCAAAGAAAUUGUCUAGCAAUAAUUUUAUUUACUUAUUAUUUUCAUGUGUCAGGUUGUAGCUAAUAAAGUAUACUCUAUUGCAUUGUAACCAAAACGUAAUGGAAUCUGGAUAACAAUUAGUUUGUUAAUCUCUAUUAUAUGAUUGACAAUAUAAACUUACUAUCUCCAGAAAGACCAAGGAAGCUAAAUUGCUGAAUAGCUUUACUAUGUCAUUUAAGUCUGUUAUACAGUCAACCUAUACUAAUCCGACUACCUGUAAUCUGGUUCCUUCGAUAAUCGGCACUGAUUAUGCUUAAUAUGAUCCUUCUGUAAUUCAGCAUUUUCACUAAUCUGGCACUCCUUAGGUCUCAGUGGUGCCGGAUUGGUGAAGGUGGACCUGUAUUUAUAUUAACAUUCUCUUCAUCAGCACAAGCUCUUUGGAUGUCAGGAAGCAAGUCACUCAACCUGGAACAUCCUGUGUCUAAUCUGCUCUUGUAGCCAUAGUAUUUAUAGGGCUGGUCCAGUUGAGUAUUUGGUCAACAGCGAUCCACAAGAGACUUAUCAAAAGUAAUGUUACUGUAUAUCUAUGACAAGUGGAUAGACUCUCUUAUAUGCACACAUAUUAAAAAGUGGAUAACUGAUCAAAAUAUCUGUAAUGUUUUGUGUCUUUGCACUGUUUUGUUUUCUUCUCUCCUUAUUCCAUUUUAUAUCAGAAAACAAGUUAGAACGUACCAAAGAUUUUGUACAUAUCUUCUCCUUAACCUUAUUGUAAGAGGUGAUCUAAUAAUGAGCAGCAUAAGUAGGGUGAAUACAUUCAAUCAUUUUCCCAGAGUUGGGGAGACAAGAACUAGAGUGCAUAGGUUGAAGGUGAUAUGGAAAAGAUUUAAUUGGAACUUGAGGAACAGCCUUUUUUAAGCAUUAACUAAGCUGCCAGAGGAAAUGGUUGAGGGUGGUACAAUACAACUUUUAAAAAACUGUUGUACAGGUAUAUGGAAUGAAAAAGUUUAGAGGAUUAUGAGCCAAAGCACUGGUAAAUGGAACUAUCUUGGAUGUAGCAUAUUGAUUAGCAUAGACUAGUUGGGUGGAACAGCCUUUUCCUGUGCUGUAUAACUCUAUGAUUCUAAGAACUUUAUUAUUUGAGUUACAAUUAAUGAAUGUACUUGAUUUUACAAAAGAUUACAAUAGAAUUUAUUCCAGAGGCAAUAAAAAGGCAAUACUUUCAUCAGCCAUAUUUGAAG